AUGUAUAUACCCUCGCUUCUGACUCUGCCUCAGUAUCCAGAGGACGGUCUGACGUGUCCAGCGUCCCUCAGCGUCCUCCACCCGAUUGAAGCUCUGCAGGAAGUUCUGGAGAAGUUGAAGAGCAAACAGCUGCCGUCGACGGAGAAGAAGCUCGGCUGGCCUCCGUCAUGGGAUGCAGGCGAGCAGUGUGCGCUGCGUAAAGGCUGGAGGAUCGGGAAGCUGUGUGGAUGUCCCAGAGGAAGCUUCUGUAACUUCAAAGUCCUCAAAUGUCUGAAGAGUCAAACUCUAACUUCCUUCAAAAUAAAGGCAGGUUUUUAA
This is a messenger RNA of Pleuronectes platessa (European plaice), 318 nucleotides long. Its product is annotated as cocaine- and amphetamine-regulated transcript protein. The record is from RefSeq and is a predicted model, not a curated record. Bases 1 to 318 code for a protein of 105 amino acids. Gene Ontology annotation, molecular function: neuropeptide hormone activity. Gene Ontology annotation, biological process: G protein-coupled receptor signaling pathway; cellular response to starvation; adult feeding behavior. The transcript is spliced from 3 exons. NCBI's taxonomy places the organism in Eukaryota, Metazoa, Chordata, Actinopteri, Pleuronectiformes, Pleuronectidae.